AUGUCUCUCGAAUUUAUCUUUACGCUCCCCGCAAUCUCUGCCAUUGUUGGCGUUCUCAUCUUGGAUCAAACAUCCGGGAAGCACACCUGGCAUGUCGAGGAUAUCGAGAAUCUGCCCCGUCCCUUUUCCUUUCUUGCUCCUAUGCUGUCCUACAUCCUUCCCACUUUCCGACUGCCCAUGCUCCAGCAGGGCCCGUCCGAACCAGAUGCGUUUCAAGUCGCCUCUCUUCUCGCACAACGACUUCCAGCAGACUUGAUCCCAGACAUCAUUGAUCUGGCUGAGCUCUGGGUCGAUGUUCCCCUCGCUUCGAGCAACUGCAAGAUGAAGGUCACCGAGAGAGAGGCAGGAAGGAUCUAUCUACUCGCUGACAUUCCAACGACAUUUCCUCCCCACGCUCUGCGCAGUGUGACGUUUCGGGUAACCUCGCGUGACCAAGGAUGGAGCGAGACGGCCUGGCACUACACCUACAAAGAGAGCUGGACGUGGUUUGAAGUCGCUAUUCUACCACCCGGCACAGAUGAAACCAAAGGCCCGUUCUCAGGACGACACAUCAUCACCAACAUCAAUGCUGACUUUGAGUGGCACACACACGACGUCACCUGGAGAUACGAUGACGAGGACGAGGACAUCAGGGAAAUUGUCCGAAGUCUGAAGCCUGGCUACAGAAUCGCCAUCUGUGUUUGGGCUCGCUUUCGGGACUGGGUCAAUCGAGUACAAAGUGCCCGCAUUGACUGUCAGGUGCAUGCCGUGAGGAAGAUGUGA
Exophiala spinifera is the source of this 762-nucleotide messenger RNA. RefSeq lists its product as uncharacterized. The coding region runs from base 1 to 762 and encodes 253 amino acids. NCBI's taxonomy places the organism in Eukaryota, Fungi, Ascomycota, Eurotiomycetes, Chaetothyriales, Herpotrichiellaceae. The record is from RefSeq and is a predicted model, not a curated record. The transcript has a single exon.